CCGUACUUUGAGCAUGUGCCGCCAUGGAGAGAUGGGUGCUUCUCAGCUGUUUGGUCUUUUGGAGCUUUUCGUUGAGCUUGGCGCGUGCUCCCAUCGCGUCAGGUGUUUGUCCAAAGGGCUAUUUCCGGAACGUAACGGUCCUGUUUCCCUGUGACCAGAACUCAGGUGUGGCCUAUGCCCCUGUGAGCAAGUCUGAAGAUUUCACCGUAAGGGUGCCAACGGGAGUGCAGGACUUGAAAAUCUUGGUAACUGCAAGCUUUGCCAUGAUGAUCACCUUCAAUGACCCCAUAGAGCAGAAGGAGAUACCUUUUGUACAAGAUGCUGAGAAGACAGAAGCAUGGAGAGGAUUGACUUUGCAGCUGGACGCAGGUCAAGUCACUUCCGACAAGACAUCAAUUUGGGAAGGCUCCUGGCGUGUUGGCUUGAACUAUGUUGGUACUUCUCAAUCUGAACUUGACGUGAUAGUGCGCGGUGUUCCUGUAGGAGGAAGGCACGAACUGGUCAACAUCAGCUACAGCUAUGGCGCAUUCCACGGCUGCACGAAGCCUUUUGUUCCAAUGGGUUGCGGCGACUUUUCGCGGUUUGCCAGCCGACAGCUGGUCUUCAACUGGAGCUCUUGGGUACAAGAGAAGUACCCAACUGCUGAUGAAGCCUGGCGUGACCUUUGUGACAAAAGAAUGGAGGAGGUCAUUCCCCUGACUGCCGGACCAGUGCCUUACUACAUGUUUGGUGAGGUAUGGGCUAAGUGGCCAUUGGCCAACUUAGUCCAUCCUGGAUGGAGGGAAGCCUUUAGAUUCAUUGACACAUUGGGAGGAACACCACCUGAUGGCUAUGUGGAACCGAUAGAGUUUCGAACUGCCUAUGGACUUGCAAGCACCUACUUGUCGAUGUUCGGCUGGUGCGAGAUGUUGCGAAAGCAAUAUGGCACGUCGCAGGAAGCUUGGAAGGCGUUGAGUGGAGCAGAGUUCGGCUUUCAAAGUCCAGUGGAUUUCGAGAAGUGGAAGACAUCCUUUUGGAACACAUACAGUCCAGAGGCUGGGAUGAGCAAAGCUGAAGCGGACGAAUCCUUUGUCUAUGCAGAUGCAGAUGGCAACGAGGAGGUUUCAGAAAAGGAGUUUGCAAGCAUUUACUUCAGCUGCGCUCCAGAGAAUCAAGGGAAACCACCCGGAGGUCAGGCUGCUGAGGCCGAAAAGAAAGAGGAAAGUGCUGCAGUCGCCAAAGCCAAACAGCAAGCGACGGUGCCGGGAGAGACCGUGGCACGAUGUUUGUAUGAAAACAUCGAAUAUUCAGGGACUCUUGCUGGAACCGCUUCGCGCACCAUGAACUUGACGGAAUGUCAAGUCAACUGUCGGAAUACUGUUGGGUGUGCGCACUUCACCUUCUAUCCCAAAGAUGGCAGCUGCAAGAUGUACGGACUCGAUGCGAUUUGGCUGACAACAGAGGGAGCUAUGUCUGGGCCUGCCAGAUGUGUUGCCCAGGUCAGGUUGACACUUGAAGACCUGGGAGACAUGACCAAUUUGGAGGAUGAACGGCAAGUUCUGCAAGUUGAGAUCGCCAUGGAAUUGGCCAAGUCCUCCAGCAUUCCUAUUCACGACAUACGCGACAUGCAGGGCCAGGUGGGCAAGGUCACCAUGACAAAGGAUCAAACAGUUUCGGGCAAACUGAUUCUGGACUCCUUCAUAGACAUGCCUGCAGGGAGCGAGCUGCAGGACAUCGAGAAAAUCGCUGCCCAGAGCGAUGCAAAUCGGAAACUGAGAGGAGCGCUUCAAGCCGACACAGCUUCAGCAGAAGCGAAGAUGCAGGUUCUGGUGGCUGCCAUACCCUUCGCGCAAUGCUUUGUGCUAGGGACAAAGUUGGCCCCAGAGAUGACGGAUCAGGUGACAGCGCUCACUGCAAGAGCAUGCCAAACUAUGUGUGAAAGGACAGAAGGCUGCACCUACUUCUCCUACUUCAAGGGCUCGCAACAGUGCAGUUUGCACGCUUCCAGUGCCAGGCCGAUCUUCUUUGAGUCAGCAAUGGCAGGACCCAAGCGAUGUCAGGGCCUUCCAUCUGUCUAUGAACCUUCUGCUGACGAGAUGGAAGCAGCUGUGGCAGGUGAGGGUGGUGGCAUUUUUACCAACCCCUGGUUCUGGAUUGCAGUGAUACUGGUGCUCGCUGCAUUGGUCACCGCAUACUUGCUGCUGAGAAGGUGUCGCUUCACCCGUCGGUCCAAAGAACGACAAGUGUCACGACAAGGCGUAGAUCGAAAAUUGGGAGGGCACAGAUACAUGCCACUCCCUGCAGAUCAGCAGCUGGAACAAGACAUGAUCUCCCAAGCUGCUUCUGAUGCAGCCUGGCACCAGAUCGCCUCGCAACCAUCAAAGGCUCCCACUUCCGAUGCCUCGCCCAUGAGUGGACGAGGUACCUGGAAAAGUGGCUGUGGAGGUCAGCAGGGCAGUUGGCAGCUCCACCAACUGCCUCCCACACCUCGAAGUGUUCCCAUGGUGAGCCCAGGGCCCCAAGGCCAGUGUCAAGGUGGCUGCGGCGGCUGCGGUGGCUGCGGUGGCUGCGGUCCAGGUGGACCAGGUGGACCAGCGGGACCAGGAUGGGGGGGACAGCCCCAGUGGCUUCAGCCUCCAAGUGAGACGCAGGACCAGCCGAAUUGGAUGCCCCACUUCCUGGGUGCAGAAGCAGUCAGGGAGUAUGAUACUUGGAGGACACAAAGGCCUGAGUUCUCAUCGUGGCAUGCACAAGAAAUGCGCCCGAUGUUCCCCACACCAACUCAGAGUUAUUCCGAGUUUCCACAUGCUGCAAGUUUGCCAGCGCAAGCGGGGUGGCCAAUGGGGUAUAGUAACUUCAGCAGCCCUCCUCCAAGUUCACAACUUCGCAGUCCUCGGAUCACGUGAGAUGUUUUGUUGCUCCUUUAUCCAGUGGGUUUGUGCCUUGGAUUGAAAUCCCAUAUCCCAACUUUUGCAUGGCACCCACUGCAAUGGAGCAAUUAUAGCACAACGAAGCUUAGACAAACUGAUGCUGAGAUGUGCUGAAUAGGAUUGGCCGAAGGCACCAAUGGAGUGUCAUAGGAACAGCCUGUGGCACUGCAUGCAGUAGGUUGCACUGGGCCCUUCCGUCGGCAGCAGCCACCAAGAGCUGCUUUCUUUCUAGGAUCCAAGGGGUAGUUGAUGCUGGGCUGGACUGCCAUUCCAGCUAGACGAGCCUGCUUUUGGGUUCAGAACUCUUUGCUCUUUUCAUGCUUUCAGAUGG
This is a messenger RNA of Cladocopium goreaui, 3240 nucleotides long. The record is from the annotation of a GenBank genome assembly. Lineage: Eukaryota; Dinophyceae; Suessiales; Symbiodiniaceae.